Pseudogymnoascus destructans is the source of this 525-nucleotide messenger RNA. RefSeq lists its product as uncharacterized. Gene Ontology annotation, biological process: nuclear-transcribed mRNA catabolic process, RNase MRP-dependent; intronic box C/D snoRNA processing; rRNA processing. The coding region runs from base 1 to 525 and encodes 174 amino acids. NCBI's taxonomy places the organism in Eukaryota, Fungi, Ascomycota, Leotiomycetes, Thelebolales, Thelebolaceae. The transcript has 2 exons. The record is from RefSeq and is a predicted model, not a curated record. Gene Ontology annotation, cellular component: nucleolar ribonuclease P complex; ribonuclease MRP complex. Gene Ontology annotation, molecular function: RNA binding.
AUGGCGGCAAUGGGGAAAGAGGCUGCUGCCACGACGAAAACAGCAAAACCAGAGCACCCCAAACUCCCUCGUCUCCCAAAAGGAGCGCAAAUUAGCAAGCGACCCUUAAUACACCCCCCGAUUGCCCCACCCAGAACUGGCUCCCGCGUCCAGAAGGUUGUCUACCUCCGUUCAACAACCCCAUUUAUCAGCGCCGUAAAGCGGGUGCGGGGCUAUCUCAAAGAAAUCGACAAUCGGUCAAUGGGAACGAUUGACUUGUCGAAUUCCUCUCUCUCGGACCGAGAACUUGUCGCAUUCGCGGGCAAGGGACGGGAUGGACAUCAGGAGGAAGUCAUCGUCAAAGCUACAGGACGAGCUAUUGAGAAGGCAUUGAAUGUAGCGUUAUAUUUCCAAAAGCAGGACGACUGUAAGGCCGUGCUGCGGACGGGAGAAGUUGGCGCUGUGGAUGACAUUGAGGUUGACGGGGAGGAGAGUGCACGAGUCAGGAAGGCUUCCGUUUUGGAGGUGGGAAUCACGUUGAUAUGA